Rhinolophus ferrumequinum (greater horseshoe bat) is the source of this 1864-nucleotide messenger RNA. It is a transcript of the gene TCTA, whose product is annotated as T cell leukemia translocation altered. The coding region runs from base 226 to 546 and encodes 106 amino acids. NCBI's taxonomy places the organism in Eukaryota, Metazoa, Chordata, Mammalia, Chiroptera, Rhinolophidae. The record is from RefSeq and is a predicted model, not a curated record. The transcript is spliced from 3 exons.
AUUUUGUACUGCUCGAGUCACUCAUCCUUUAAGUGAGCAGGGUGGGGCUAGUUGCGCGUGCGCGGUUCUACUACUCCUCCCAAACUGCCAACUCUGCGCGCGGGCGAGGUAGGUUUGCCUUGCUUGGGUUCACGCGUGCGCCCUAACGGGCUUGGUCCCGGAAGACCAGACGCCUGCGCUGUGGGAACUACGGUGACAGUCCUCCGGGUGGGACGCAGGCCAAUCAUGGCGGAUACUUGGUCCGGGCAGUCCUUGCAAGCUCUGCCGGCCACGGUGCUAGGCGUCCUGGGCGCCCUGGGCAGCGAGUUCCUGCGGGAGUGGGAGGCGCAGGACAUGCGCGUGACCCUCUUCAAGCUUCUGCUGCUGUGGUUGGUGUUAAGUCUCCUGGGCAUCCAGCUGGCGUGGGGGUUCUACGGGAGUACGGUGACCGGGCUAUAUCACCGCCCAGGUCUGGGCGGCCAGAACGGAUCCACACCUGAUGGCUCCACGCAUUUCCCUUCGUGGGAAACAGCAGCAAACGAACCUCUCAAAACCCACAGAGAAUAAGGGAAGGCAGCAGAGGGGUCUCCAGGGACAUCACCGGGUCUGCUGGCUCCCACACUGGGUUCUGCUAACCAGACCCCAGGGAUGACUGCAGGGGGGUCAGGGAGUACUCCAGUGCUUGUCGGGGUGGGCCUCCACUGCCCUUGGCCUUUCCUCCAGCAGCCCCACGCACUAGGCCAGUAAAGAGCUUGCCUCAACCCUGAUCUGGGGGCCUUAGGAGAGAAAACAUGUUCCUCCCCUCUCAGGGGUCAGUUUAGGAGAAGCCUCUGGGUUGGGAAGGUCCAUUUUCUGUCUUGGCUUUUUCCUGUCCCUCUACCCAUCCCCCUGGGAUAUGACCCCAUAGAGAUUUGUCCGAGAGGAAGCCUGAGGUUGACCAGCUCUGGGAUUUGUAAGGGAAGUCUGUUUUCCCCUAAGCCCCAGGUUUCCUGAAUUUAGUUUUGCUUUGUUGGCAAGGAGCCAAGAAUCUUGGCCUGAACACAGCCUUAUACUCUAUGGCCACUUAGCUGGACAUCCAAGUAUAAGGCAGGGGGCAGCUGGCACCAUCCAGAUGUGGAGGUACUAAACACACACCUCCCUGGUGCAUCCAGAGCUCUCCAUGUGUGAGCCUGGCUGUGGAAGUUGUCUUUUCCCAAGCAUCAUACUCAUGUUCCUCUCAAUUCUUCUUGGAGGGAAGCCGGGUGUCUGAAAGAGGCUAAGCCCCAGGCGUGACCUUCCACCCCCACCACGUAAGUGCCCAUGGGGUUGUGGGUGUGAACCCUGCCCGCUCAGAUACUAAGCUGUUAGUGCAGAGCGGCCCCACCCUGCCCUGCCGCUUCAUCACUUGCCAUCUUGACCUGGAACCUCAGGAGCUUCAUUGUAAGAGCCCACGGGCUCAGCUGAUCCCCACUAGCACCAUCUCAGCCCCAAAGAACCCUUAAGAGGGAAGAGCCACUGGCUCGGCAGGCCUGCUACUUCCACAGUGGGCCAGGGGGGCUUCCAGAGGUGUGGGUAGCAAACGGCAGUUCCUGAAAGCAGUGCGGCCCUAGACCGGCCUCCUUCCCUGAUGGAUGUACUUCUGCCUGCUCCUGCUGGGCCACCAGCUACUUGUGUCCCGCUGCCUGCUUCCGCUCUGUUAGAUGUCACAUUUCCAUCUGGCAGCCUUUGCAGCAGAGGUGCACUGGAAACAGGAAUACCCAGCUCUUGCACAAGUACUUAGUCCAGAGUUAUCUUCUGGUUGGCAGGAUGGUGGUUUUGCGGCUCCAGGCCUAUCCACUGAUACCACACACAGAAUCAGGGUCUCACAUUCCACUCCAGGCUCAUUAAACAUGGCUUAUCAAACAUG